Talaromyces proteolyticus is the source of this 1375-nucleotide messenger RNA. RefSeq names its product DASH complex subunit Ask1-domain-containing protein. The transcript has 4 exons. Bases 49 to 1353 code for a protein of 434 amino acids. Gene Ontology annotation, cellular component: mitotic spindle; mitotic spindle pole body; DASH complex. Lineage: Eukaryota; Fungi; Ascomycota; Eurotiomycetes; Eurotiales; Trichocomaceae. The record is from RefSeq and is a predicted model, not a curated record. Gene Ontology annotation, biological process: attachment of spindle microtubules to kinetochore.
UCCAGACACAUAUAUUAAUCCUCAACUCUUUGCGUGCUAAUACCCACCAUGGCCGGCCCAGCGCAGAGGACCCUGACUCUCACAGAGGAGCUGGAGAAGCUAGAGCAGUCCAUCACCCUGACGCUACAAGAAAUCGACAGCAAUUUUUCUCGUGCGCACAGAAUCGUCACUACCAGCAUUUUGCCCGUCGUCGAGCAGUAUGCCGAACAAUCUAAGGAUGUCUGGGAAGGAGCCAAAUUCUGGAAACAAUUCUUCGAGUCCAGCGCCAACGUCUCGCUGUCGGGCUACGAAGAACAGCCAAACGAGGAUACAGAGCACGAGCAGACAGUGACAGAAGACUCGACGAAUAUCACCACCACGCACACUGACGACGACGCAUCAUACGAGACGCCUUCGUCCGAGCAUGGCAAUGAAGUAGAUUUCUCGUCCCUCACCAUAUCCCCGUCGCACAGCACACCGCGGGCGACAGCUCACAAGACCCGUGCCAGCGAAUCGCCUUCAUUAAUGGCGUACUCGACGCCAUUCGAUGGCCGCAAUACCACCACCAGCCGCGAAGACGACACCUCCACACUCCCCGAAACUACAGCCACCCCCGUCCGAUCAAAAUACCACCCCUCAGAAACACCCACAUCAUCUCCCUUCCUCCCACCACCCUCCUCCCACAAACCUGACGUAUCAACAGCAAAGCGAACCAAAGACACCACAGACCCGGUCCUCCACCACGUCCUCGACAAAACAUACCGCGUCCAAGCCACGCCACUAUCAAAAGGGUUCAAAUCCACCAAAUUCGCCAUCUCCACACCCAAAGACAAACCCACCUCGCGUUACGCAUUCGACUCCCCACUAUCCAGCCCAGAAUUAGAAGCACCGAAACUGCAUGACGAAAUCUUCUCCUCCCCAAUGAAAGGUCUUUCAACUCCUGGUAGCGCUACCAACCGCGCGAAUCAGCGACGACGUAGGCAGAGUACUGAAAAGAAGACGCCGAAGCCAGGGAUCAGCGUACUCACACCAGCAGCCAAGAGGAUCCCGCGCUCCGGCAAGAGUGGCUGGGAAAGCGACGAAGUCGAUAUUAAUGAGGGGUUUGACGACGACGAUGAUGAUACAGAUGCCUUUGGGAUCAGUCCGCCGAAGACAAUGCAAUUCCAUAUUCCGCAUAGCCGGUUACUGAAAACGCCGGCCAAAGAAGCGUCGAAGCGCAUUGUUGAGGAUCUCCUCGCGACGGCCGGUGGAACUGGGACUACAGCGGACGAUCUGACGGGGGGCUACGAGGUUCCGCACAGAACAGGGGAGGACGAAGAAUAUAGUCCGACGGUUGUUCGAAGUGGUGCUCGUUUGGAAGAUGAUACAUUCUGAUCAAUUGAUAUUGUCCAUGCCG